Messenger RNA from Dioscorea cayenensis subsp. rotundata (Guinea yam), 1130 nucleotides. RefSeq names its product protein FAR1-RELATED SEQUENCE 5-like. The record is from RefSeq and is a predicted model, not a curated record. Lineage: Eukaryota; Viridiplantae; Streptophyta; Magnoliopsida; Dioscoreales; Dioscoreaceae. The coding region runs from base 129 to 1130 and encodes 333 amino acids. The transcript has 4 exons.
UCACGGGAGCAACUUUGCCCCAAUUCCGCCCAAUUCGUUUCCACUCCGCCGCGGAGGAGAAGAACUACGCUCCUCCCCAAAACCAUUUGGUCGAAAUUUGUUGUUCCAAUUCAUAGUUUAGAGGGUUGAUGGAUACUGAUGCAAAGGUGAGCAUGGGGUUUUAUUCAGAAUCACUGGAACUCAGUAACAAUGAUAGCCAUGUUCCUUAUCAGCACAACCAACAAGAACAACCAUUGAGUGAUUGCAUUAAUAACACAAUGGUUGGCUUCUCUGCUGGUAUGGAAUUCAAUGGUGAUGAAGAAUUAAGAGGAAUUAGAAGGAACUCAACAGAAUUUGAACCCCUGGUGGGUAUGGAAUUUGACUCCCUAGAAGCUGGGAAAUUGUUCUACUAUGAGUAUGCUGUGCGAACAGGGUUCCGUGCACGUGCUGGCAAGUGUAGAACGUCACUUCGUGAUGAUUCUGUCAUCAUGAAACAGUACACUUGUGUUAAAGAGGGGUUCAGUGUAAAGAAGCAGAGGCAUGGCGAUGAUCACAAGGAGAGGAGGAAUCGGAAAUCCAUGAGAGAAGGUUGUAAGGCUAUGAUCCAGUUGAGCCGAAGGGACCAUGGAAAAUGGGUUGUUUCCAAGUUUAUUCCUGAGCAUAGUCAUCCAUUUGUGGAUGAUGUUAAAGUAGAGAAGGUCAAGAAAAGGAGACAGGUUCCUGUCAUACCUGCUGAGUUUAGUUCCAUGUUUGAAGGCCUUUCCAGAGAUGGAGGUAAUGAGAUCAGUCUUGAUUCGGUUUUGGGAGGGGGUGAGUCAUUUGGGUUGUUGGAGUAUUUGAAGACGCAGCAGUCAAAGAACCCGCUCGGGAAUCUUACAGUUAUUUUUGGUGAUGUUGUCAUGUUUGACACCUCAUACAAGGACAACAAACAGAUGUUGCCGUUUGCAGCCUUUACAGGAUACAAUCAUCAUUUGCAGCCUCCACAGCAAGGGUUUUCUCCAGCUCAUGUCAUCGGGUUUUGCAAGUGGCGUAUCUUGAGCAAAUGUAAGGAGAAGUUGCCUGAUAUCUGUUCUGAUAAAGUAGCUCGGUCCACUUUCAAGCAAGAACUUAAGAAAUGUAUUGAUGAGUCACAGACAAUUGAAGAUUUUUGA